AUGCGUAAACUCAUAGAAGCAAACAAUGGCAAUGUUUGUUUCAUUCAAGUGGGAAGUUUCUAUGAACUUUAUUUCGAACAGGCUGAAACGUAUGGGCCUAAGUUGGGCUUAAAGGUCGCUACAAGGAAAACUUCCAAAUUUGCAAUCCCUAUGGCUGGCUUCCCCGUUCAUCAACUUCAAAAGUUUGUCAAAUUGGUUGUUCAUGAUCUUGGAGUCAAUGUAGCUAUUAUCGAUCAGUUUCCAGAUGAAUUCAAUCAAGGAUCAAUAAUCCAUCGAAGAGUUUCAAGAAUCGUGUCUCCAGGGACAUUAGUGGACGAAUCGUUUCUAAACUUUAAUAAGAAUAAUUUCUUGUUGGCCAUAUACCUUCCUCCCAAUUGUCAUAAGUCAUUUGCUGAUCCAGACAUGGAAAUUGGUCUUCUGUGGUUGGACUUAUCUUUAGGUGAAUUUUUCAUUCAAACGUCGACUCUUCGUGACUUAGUGUCUGAUAUUUCAAGAAUUAUGCCCAGUGAAAUUAUUAUAUCCGACUCAUUUCGAUCUGCCGAUCUUAUAAAUGGAGUUUGGUAUCAACCACUUCAGGAACUUCGGAAAUAUUUCAUUCGUUACCAUUCCACAGUUUAUUCUGAUCUUCACCAUUUGUUUAGGGCUCCACCCAGAAAGAUCCAAAAAUCUCUUGAAGGUAUGGGUGUUAAAGAGAAAGCAGCCAUGAAUAUGACAUUGUCAUACGUCCAUAUCAACUUACCUAACUCUAAACCAUCACUUGAACUCCCACAAAAGUUUUGGAAUGAAAAGACCUUGCAAAUGGAUCUGAGAACUAGAGAGGCCUUAGAAUUAACUGAAAGAGUAACAAAUGGCAAUAGAUCUGUUGCUGGAACUCUUCUUAGUAUUAUCCGAAGAACAGUUACUCCAUCAGGUACCAGGUUACUAACACGUUGGAUUACAUCCCCCAUCUUACUGAUUGAUGAAUUGGUGAAUCGAUUAGACUUUGUUUCGUUCUUCAAAGAUAACCAAACUUUCGCUGCAGCUAUUCGAAGCAAACUUUCUGAACUUGGUGAUUAUGUUCGAAGCAUACAAAGGCUUCUGAUAGGCAAGACAGGCCAAAUAGAAAGCAUGUAUUUUAUAACUGAUAGUUUGAAAAAGCUUGGAGAACUCAAAGAAUUGAUAACUGUGGAAGUUAAAUUGAACCCCGAUGCCGCAGUAUUGGUUCCUCUUUUAUCAACCCUUGAUGUUCCAUUGCAUCUAGUGGAAAAGGUAGAAGGCACUUUAAUGAGGGUAGUUAAUGGUGACAAUGAUUUCCGGGACAACGAAGUCUCCACUGAAGAGGAAAUAUAUGGGAGUUCUGGAUCUUACAGCAACCAUUUGGUUGAAAAGUAUCGUCAAAAGAUCCCCUCAAAUUCGCCAAUCAAUGAAAACCUGUUCCAUGUUCGUCCUGAUUAUAAUCAAAAUCUUGCAGAUUGUCAUAAAGAAUUGAACAAAGUUCUACUUAAAGAAAGUAAAAUAAUAAAGGACAUUGAAAAGAAGCUCGAGGCUAAUAAUGUCAAACUUACUGUUAGUAAGAAAUUACAAUAUGGGAGAUAUGGUAAUGUCAUUCAUUUUUCAGGUACAAACAAGCAAUUGGAAGCAGCAAUCGAAGUGCUAGGUAAGAAGCCUUUCCGGGAACAAAGAAAGACUUCUGCUAUUUAUAAACCAGAUAAUUGGAUUAAAGUGCAAUCGUUGAUCAUUGAAUUUGAAUCCAACAUUCGUCAACAAGAGGUUUUAAUUCUUAAUGAAUUGAAGGAACAAAUACUUUCCGAGGCAGAUAACAUUCGAUCCAUUAACAAAAUGGCUGAUUUUCUUGACGUUACUUCAUCCUUUGGAUAUUUGGCCCAUGAAUGUAACUUGGUAAGGCCUAAAUUUGUGAAUGACAAUGUGAUUAGCAUUCAAGGUGGAAGGCAUUUAGUUGUUGAAAGUGGCUUAAGAAUUUCUGGUGAUACCUUUGUAUCUAAUGAUAUUCAUAUAGGAACUACUAAAAAGGAUAAGACUAUUAAUACUUGGGUAAUUACAGGACCAAACAUGGGAGGAAAAAGUACUUUUUUACGUCAGAAUGCUUUAAUCGUUAUAUUGGCACAAAUGGGGUGUUUUGUUCCAGCUAAAUCGAUUACUUUAGGAAUUGUUGAUAAGAUAUUCACAAGAAUUGGAGCAUCCGAUGAUUUGUACAGUGAUUUAAGUACAUUUAUGGUUGAAAUGGUUGAAACUAGCAAUAUUUUAAAGCAUUCCACUCAAAGAUCAUUAGCUAUUGUUGAUGAGAUUGGAAGAGGUACAAGUGGCAAGGAAGGCUUAGCAAUCGCCUAUGCCACACUUUUAUCUUUAGUGCAAGAGAAUAAGUGUAACACAUUAUUCGCUACCCAUUUUGGUAAUGAAAUUGAGUCCAUGUUGAAAGCAGAUAAUGUCAACGUGGAUCAUAUUCGUUUCUAUAGAACCAAAGUGGUAGAAAGUGUUACUGAUGGGAAGAUUGAUAUUUUUAUUGAUCAUAAGUUAGAACCGGGAAUUAGCAAGAAAUCAUUUGCAAUUGAAGUUGCUAAAAUGGCCGGGUUUCCUGAAUCAACUUUGAACCAUGCCAGACGAGCAUUGGAAUUAUUAGCAUAA
This is a messenger RNA of Lizanozyma spartinae, 2622 nucleotides long. RefSeq names its product mismatch repair ATPase (gene MSH1). The transcript has a single exon. Bases 1 to 2622 code for a protein of 873 amino acids. Gene Ontology annotation, biological process: mismatch repair. Gene Ontology annotation, molecular function: mismatched DNA binding; ATP binding; ATP-dependent DNA damage sensor activity. Lineage: Eukaryota; Fungi; Ascomycota; Pichiomycetes; Serinales; Debaryomycetaceae. Gene Ontology annotation, cellular component: nucleus. The record is from RefSeq and is a predicted model, not a curated record.